Messenger RNA from Anoplophora glabripennis (Asian longhorned beetle), 2409 nucleotides. RefSeq names its product glucose dehydrogenase [FAD, quinone]-like. The record is from RefSeq and is a predicted model, not a curated record. Bases 400 to 2322 code for a protein of 640 amino acids. The transcript is spliced from 3 exons. NCBI's taxonomy places the organism in Eukaryota, Metazoa, Arthropoda, Insecta, Coleoptera, Cerambycidae. Gene Ontology annotation, molecular function: oxidoreductase activity, acting on CH-OH group of donors; flavin adenine dinucleotide binding.
CGUCGACCGACGGAAAAACCAAAACUGAUAUUUUUAUAAAAGCAAAACAAUUGCAAUCUUGCACAUUAAUCAAAAUGUAAUUAAAUUUUGUGGUGUGGCUUUAUGUAACCGUUAUUUCGUAAGUAAACAACAUUUCGUGCGAUUUAAAUAUAUAGACUAGUGACCUGUGACAAAACCGACGACAUUCAACGUUCCGCAUAAUGUAGUGUAACAUAAUUAUAAAUGCAUAAACUGAUUAUUUUUACUUAUCUCGGUGCAGCGUGAGGGUUUGACGACCGUAACAGUCAAACGAAAUUGUUUUUUCAGUGUACAUAAUAAAACAAUAUAAGCCGAAUAAAUAAAAAUUGAGGGUCGUUCCCAUAAAACUCGAUCCAGUAAUUAAAGGAUAUAUAGUAAGAAAUGUUGUUCAAUGUGUCAGUGAGCAGGUCUACCAUGAUCAAGGUAGGCCUUGCGUUUUGCUGCACUACGGUCCUCAUCUUAAUCGUAUUGGUGGUCACGUUAUCUCUGAAUGAAGUCAAAAGUGAGAGCAUAGUGGACGAUUACGAAAAUUUCAUUACCAGUGAGUCGCAGAAGGCCUUGCAGUAUGAGCUGCCUGUAGACGCGAGCAAGUACCAGGCAGAGAAUACAACAGUAUUAGAUUUUGGAUCCUAUGACUUCAUAAUCGUUGGAGCUGGAUCUGCUGGAGCGGUCAUAGCCAACCGUCUCUCAGAAGUUAGACAUUGGAAGGUAUUACUAAUAGAAGCAGGGGCAUUUCCCAAUGAAUUAUCAGAAAUCCCAGCACUAUACGCCCUAGGCUGUCUCUCAGACUACAACUGGGGAUUCAAAUCUGUACCACAAACAACAGCAUGUUUAGGAACUGUGGACCAAAGAUGCGUAGUACCCAGAGGAAGAGGACUUGGAGGCACUACCUUGAUAAACGGUCUCAUGUAUACCCGUGGACACGCGACAGACUUCAGUAGAUGGGCUGAAGCGGUCAACGACACCAGUUGGUCCUAUGAGAACGUCUUUCCGUAUUUCACAAAAUCAGAACACUUCCAUCCAACCGAUCCAGACGCUACUAUCAACUAUGCGUAUCACGGAACUAGAGGGUAUUGGAAUGUAGAACAUCAUCACCCGUCCAUUCCUCUGAAAUACAUUUUCCUAGACGCAUACGCCGAACUGGGGUACAAUUUCACUGAUUACAAUGGACCAGUAUGCCAGGGUGGUUCUGUGGUGCAAUAUAACACUUUCGCAGGCAAAAGACAUGAUCAAGGAACAGCAUUUAUCAGUCCAGUAAUUCACAGGAGGAACCUCAAUGUGAGCAUUGAGAGUUACGUCACCAAAGUGGAGAUUGACGAAGUUACAAAAGUUGCCACUGGCGUUAUAUUCACUAACCAAGGACAAACCUAUAGAGCAACAGCUAAAAAGGAGGUAAUACUAUCAGCAGGUGUUAUAUCUUCUCCUCAGAUCCUUAUGUUAUCUGGGAUAGGACCUCAGCAACACUUAGAAGACCUAGGGAUUCCUGUGAUCCAAAACUUAUCAGUCGGUACAACACUUAGAGAUCACACCGGCGUCUUUGGUCUACAGUUUUACUCCAAUAUGACAAUACCAAGUUCCACUUUAAGAGAACAAAUCGAAGAUUACUUAAAUGGCACCGGACCCCUAACGUCGAAUACCCGAUCUCAUGUAAUCGGUUGGCACCAAACGAGCUUACAAGACACGCCCAACUCUCCAGACCUGGAACUAGUGAUAGAUCUGUCUGGGGAGAACUCACAAUUAGGCCAAAAGUUUAUGAACUGGAACGAUGAAACUUGGAAUGGAGUAUGGGGCAACCAAGCUUCGUCUUUCUACAUCACUGUAGUGCUCCUCAACGUACAGUCGGUUGGUUCCCUGAGAUUAAACAGUAGCAAUCCUUUCGAGUAUCCUUUGAUAGAUUACAACUUGCUUUCUGAUCCCUACGGCAAGGAUAUAGAAGCUUUGUACGAAGGCAUAAACUUCUGUUUGGAUUUAAUCAACACCACUGCUUUUAGAGAAAUAGGGGCCGAACUUGCAUUCAGAUUUCUUCCAGCAUGUAGGUCUUUCGGAUACCUUACUAGGGAGUAUUGGUACUGCUACUUAAGACACCUGACUGCUCCAGUGUUUCAUUCCGUGGGUACCUGCCCGGCGGGUACUGAUCCACUAGAGGGGGCUGUAGUAGACUCACAUUUAAAAGUAUUUGGAAUAGAAAAUUUGAGAGUGGCCGACUCUAGCGUCUUUCCAUUCACUCUUUCCUCACAUUCAAGUGGCGACUGCACCAUGAUAGGCGAGAAGGUUUCUGACUUAAUUAAAUUGGCCCAUCCAUAGUAUUAGAUACGGUUUUGUAAAUAUAUAAUAGAAGGUUGUCAUAUUUGUGAUAUAUUGUUUAAUAUAAUUUAUGUGUAUGACAGAUAA